Ornithodoros turicata is the source of this 4298-nucleotide messenger RNA. RefSeq lists its product as uncharacterized. The record is from RefSeq and is a predicted model, not a curated record. Gene Ontology annotation, molecular function: nucleic acid binding; zinc ion binding; protein binding. The transcript is spliced from 11 exons. NCBI's taxonomy places the organism in Eukaryota, Metazoa, Arthropoda, Arachnida, Ixodida, Argasidae. Bases 275 to 2710 code for a protein of 811 amino acids.
ACGUGCUGUGCGAGAGCCGUUAAGCGGCACCAGCGGCACUGUAGUCGUAGAGGUGGGGGUGGUAGAGAGCGUAGAGAGUAGAGAGAUAGAGAGACACAGUUGAGUGGUGGGGAACGGUGGUGGUGAGAGGUAGUGGGCGCUCACGAUCACUGCUCGGUGGUUUGCUGUCAACUGAGCGAUUAAUGGCCGUCAACCCAGAAUCUUUUACUGCUUGAGGCUUGGUAACAACGUAUUUUGUGGAACAGCAGCCACUUUCAAUUGCAGGUGAUGCGCCAUGGUGUGCAAAGAAGAAAUAUAUACAUGGUUUAGGCAGCUGAACGGAUCCGUAAGAAUAGACACAAUGUGUGGCUUACUUAACUUGUGCUUACCCUUGGAACUCCGCUUCCUGGGAACAUGCCUUGAAGAUUUGGCUAGCAAGGACUAUACCUUCUUCAGGGACGCUGAACAACGUGCAAAUAAUUUGUCUGAAGUGUCGAAGUGCACUGAUCUGAAGGACAGUGUGGCAAGGAGCAAGCUUAUUACUUCACUGGCCUUGUUGCAUUUGAUUAACAGCAGCUGUUCUCAUGCCAUUUACUUGGCCCUUGAGGAAGAGAUGAAAAGUGGCAGACCCGUUAACUACGAUGAGCAAACUCUUCAGGAAUUACUGCUACUAUUCACUAUGGCUAUGCGCCACCCGUCCUUUACUUUCUAUGAGCGUAUUGAAUUGGUGAAGUACUGUGAGACGUUGGAGAGAGCUCUUGAACCUCAGGACAUAACCCCGGGAUCCCCAGGUGGCUACAUUAUGCCAAUUAUGCCAUGUACUCCAUAUCCGGUGCCCUUAUUGCCUCCUUAUCAGGUGGCCAGUGAAGGUGCACCAUGCAUACAUGCUCAUUCCAAUGCUACAGCAACUCAAAAAUCUGGAAUCUCCACCAUAGAUGUGAUGACCGAAACCCGGCCCAAGAAGUCUGUAUGGCUGAGAAUUCACUGGCUGGACGGACGGCUAGAUGAGGUCACUCGUACGUUUGAAGAAAUUCAGGCCCUCUAUGCCAAGCUGUCCCAACUGAGUGCUGCAGACCCUUUGAGCAGAGGCAAGAACAUUCCACGGUUACCUGCUUGUGUAGAAAAGAAUGGAGAAUCUGAGGGGAUGCACCUUGAAUUGGCAGAGUUCUUCAGCAGCUCAGUGGCCAGUCUACCUGCCAGCUACCUGGGAAGUAAUGGAGUAGCACCCUUUUUCCAAACAACGCUGAAUAACAAAAGCUUCAUGGAAGGCAAAGAACAAUUUGUGCUGCCACCAGGCUCCUCAACUAGUCCCGAUGUCUCUGUCCCUCCUCCUGAGGACCCUCGGCUUUGCUUUGCCCUUUAUGGAAAUGCUCAAGUCCAUCCUAUGCCAAGCCAUCUCCCCUCAUGCCUCAGCAACGGGUCCCUUCUGCAGAGUACAACAGAUAGUGUAACACAGCCAUCAUUGGACAGAUGCAUCCAAGCAACUUCCCCAUUGUCAUCUGCCCCAGAGUCUCCUAUAGAGUCUCCUGCGACUUCUGGAAGCAAUUCUAGGGCCACAUCUCCUUGGACAGCCCCCCGUAGGCCCCCUCGUUCAUGGGUACCACAUCAGCAGGAUGGCACUGCCACUGGCGUGGAAGAAUUAUUGCGACGUCUCCAUCUGAAGAAAUAUCAAGACGCAUUCAAAAACUGCACUAUAGAAGAUGUCCUUUCAAUGAACGAGGAUGAUUUGAAGCAUAGAGGUCUUCUUAGUCAUUCAAUACGAAGGCUGCUCAAGGAGAUUGCUGUGCUAAAGAACCUGCCUCAUACCAAUGGUGUGGUGGGUAGCCACAGGAACAAUCACUCUGGGACCCUUGCACAAGUCCCCACAGACAGCUCCGCAUCCUGCUCAUCAGGAUGUUCAAGUCCUUCACCUCCCCCAGCCCUCAAAGAUUCACAAAUUCAGAGUUCUACAAGCUCCAGCUCUGAAGAGUGCACCCAGUCCAACAUCAAUGUUCGAAAAUGGCCCAGUUGCAAUGAUACUUUGAGCUCGAACCCCACUGGCCUGCCAGGUAGCCCUUCAGAGCCGCUGCUACGUCUUCCACCCCCGUCUGUGCUACAAUACAGGUUUGGGCCUCCUGCAGUGAUUGCAGACCACCAGCAUCCGCACCGCUAUAUGGUGCUAACAGAUCGUAGCCCUUCAUAUGCAUCACGCGCACCAUGUGGAGUGGUGAGGGGUGUUGGACACACGCCUGUUUUGCCUUCCAAAGUAGUUGCUGCAGGCGAACUAACACCAGUAACCACCACAGUGUCUGGAACAACAUCUUUCCCCCCACAUAUGUGUGGUGCAGUUGGAUAUGUUCCACACGGAAUGUUUCCCCAACACCAUCCUUUCAACCACUUUGUUACGCCUGGAGCGGGUUCUCCAAUGACUCCACAUCCCCCAAAUGGGUUUCUGCCAGGCUUUCCAUAUCCUACAAGUCCAGGGUUCACACCGGCAGCAUAUGUACAAAUUAGUAGCCUUAUGUCAGCUUCGCCUGUUGCUCCAGCUGCAUCAUCACCAUUGCCUGUACCAGGAGGGGCAUCUGGAACAGUGGGAACUACGGCACCUGCCUCCUGCUACAACUGUGGAAUGACUGGUCACAAGGGGCCUGACUGCAAGGAGCCCAGUGUCGAGGAGAGAAUGAGGUUAUACAAAUACAGAGUCAACUAUGCUGGCAACUCAGUCACAUCACCAGAUCCACCGCAACCCUGAGUAAGACAAGGUAAGGUUCCACAUGUGCCUGGCUGCCCUCCUACCAUGUAUAUAAGCAAAAGGAACCAAAUGGAUGCUCACAUGGAGUGCAAGGACAUGCAAAGGAAAGCUUGAUCCACUACCAACAGCAACCUUAUUUUGGUCCACAACCACUAGUGCUGCACGAUGUGGUUUCUCCGUACUCUGUGUCUCUGGUGACAUGCUGAACUGGCACUGUGGAACCAACGGCUUAGACUUGUAUGCUUUAGGAUAUGCAACUUCUGAUCACUUAUAGUUGGAAGAAACAUUUUGGGGGCACAAAGCAACACAUUGAAAUGGAAGGAUAAGCCAAAAGUUUAGCUGCAUCGAAAGAAGCCAAUAACUAGAAGCAAUAAAGUUUCUGGCUCAGAAAAUGCCAUAAGCCCAGUUAUGUAAUGGUGCAUGUCACAAAGAAAGUUGGGCAAAAAAAAGAGAAGAACUGGAAUGAUCUGUGAUGCUAAGGGAUUCAAGAUAACAAAUUAAGCGAUAUUGAAAGUCUCCAUGAUGCAUUUCCUUGUUUUGAUUGACAUGAAAUUGCUCUAUGCUGACAUAGCUUUUGCAAGUGCGGGGUCACUUUUGUAGCUGAUUGUGUGCCAAAACACAACAAAAGAUCUGAUAACUGCCUGGGCGAGUGGCUGAAAAUCCCACUGACAUGAAUACUAAGAGAUCUGAGCGAAGAUAGUAAUUGCAUUGUUGAAAACGUGUUGGUUGCAAAGGACAUGCCGCACAAUUGUUCUGAUGUGAAAACUAAAGGAUUUGUGCCAUUUUAUUUCUAUCGUAUUAUUAUUGUUCAUUUUGCACUUUUUAGAUGUUUAGACCAUACAACGAGGCAUUCUAUUUUUUAUGCUUAUGGGGUGUUGGUGGGCAAUUGAAUAAGUCUAGUCCUGUUUUUGUGCUGUAACAGUACUGGGAAUGGAAGAAAAAAAGCAAAACAUGGAGAUGUACUGUUUCACAUCAUAUUCACUUCUUUUGCUGUUUACCAGAGUCAUGGUCCAGCAUUCAAGCUUUUAGCCAUACUUGCAUGUCGUUUACAUUGAAUUUUACUAGAGUAAGAAUUGUUUUAGAAGCUACGUGUGGCAAUUGAUUCCCAUAUGCUGUACUGUUCAAAAUUUUCUGUGUUCAUGCUGACCAAGUCCCCUGUAAUAAUGCAAAAGUGUUGUUUACAUUGAAUUUUACUGGAGUAAGAAUUGUUUUAGAAGCUACGUGUGGCAAUUGAUUCCCAUAUGCUGUACUGUUCAAAAUUUUCUGUGUUCAUGCUGACCAAGUCCCCUGUAAUAAUGCAAAAGUGUUGGGCCACCCCACAUUUUAAGAUAGUGAGCAUUGUAUAUAUUUAGGAGAACUGUGCUGUUAAAGAAAGUGGUCAUGCACAGAAACAAAGCUGUUGAAAAGCCUUUACAUGCUGUUAUUAGCAGAGUGAGAUGUCACUGUAUACAUUACGAACAAAUAUAUAUUGAGCAGGUUACUUGGAUUUUUUACUUUUCCUGAGCAGUGCAGUACAUAAUUAAGUGAGCAGUGUCUAGUCAAGCACAGGUUGAAUAACACUGAAGUAAAAGAGCUGUCCUGUUUGUCC